This is a messenger RNA of Elaeis guineensis (African oil palm), 1971 nucleotides long. Its product is annotated as WAT1-related protein At3g02690, chloroplastic. NCBI's taxonomy places the organism in Eukaryota, Viridiplantae, Streptophyta, Magnoliopsida, Arecales, Arecaceae. Gene Ontology annotation, cellular component: membrane; chloroplast. The record is from RefSeq and is a predicted model, not a curated record.
AGCACCUGAAAGUAGGAGAUAAGCCCCCACGCAGCAUAACAUAACGGUAACCACUCCCAGUGUCAGCUGGAAUCUACGUUCCUCACUUUCCCAUCAUCCCAGCUCCCACCUGCUCCCUUCUCAAACCUCAAGUUCAAAUAUGAUAUCCAUAAUAUAAAAUUAAGAUUGAUAUAGUUGGUCACCUUCGAGCUCAAGCAUAACGGGCCGAUGUCAACGGUCGCCUCCCUGCUCCUACCGAACUUUUUAUUCUCCCCACCAAAACCCUAUGGACUCCUCCCGCUUCGUCACAAUUCCAGGGUUAGGGCUAGGUUUAGGGUUCCGAGUACCCUCGUCAGUUGCAGCACCGGCGGCGGCAAGAAGACGGCGGCCUCCCGCUCCGACAUGGACUCGCCGGCCGUCGACUGCAUCGGCACCGGCGCCGACGUCGAGUGCUUCGUGGCAGAGUCCUCCUCCGAGGCCGACCAGCUGUUGCCGCCGACGGCGAAGAAGAAACCGGUGGCGAGCUUCGAGAGCGGGGGAGGGAAAAUGGGAGAGGGUUCCGACUUGGGGUUGUUCCAGAAGGCCUUGGACUGGGCGCUCCUGGUGUCGCCCUUCUUCUUCUGGGGCACGGCCAUGGUCUCCAUGAAGGAGGUGAUCCCCAAGACGGGGCCUUUCUUUGUCUCGGCCGUCCGGCUGAUCCCGGCCGGGGUUCUUUUGAUCGGUUUCGCAGCGGUGAGGGGGAGGAAGCAGCCGAAAGGGGCCCUCGCUUGGCUGUCCAUCGUCUUGUUUGGGGUCGUGGAUGCUGCUUGCUUUCAGGGAUUUCUGUCUGAGGGUUUGCAGAGGACGUCGGCCGGAUUGGGCAGUGUUAUCAUUGAUUCCCAGCCUUUAACAGUUGCCAUACUUGCAGCGGUGUUGUUUGGUGAAUCAAUUGGUGCAAUUGGAGCUGCUGGCCUUGUACUUGGUGUUAUUGGGCUUCUACUUCUUGAGGUUCCAGCACUUUCAUUCGAAGGAAAUAGUUCGACAUUAUGGGGCAGUGGGGAAUGGUGGAUGCUUCUUGCAGCUCAAAGCAUGGCAGUAGGAACGGUCAUGGUCCGUUGGGUGUCCAAGUAUUCUGAUCCUGUCAUGGCAACUGGAUGGCACAUGGUUAUCGGUGGGCUCCCUCUGCUGGUGAUAUCUGUAAUCAAUCAUGAUCCUGCUAUGAGUGGGAAUAUUAUGGAUCUAACAUCCAAUAAUCUUUUAGCACUUUGUUACACCUCUGUUUUUGGAAGUGCAAUCAGCUAUGGUGUAUUCUUCUACAAUGCAACUAGAGGUAGCUUGACAAAACUCAGCUCCCUCACAUUUUUAACUCCAAUGUUUGCUUCAAUUUUUGGGUUCCUCUACCUAGGCGAGACGUUCUCACCUUUGCAACUGGCUGGUGCUUUAAUCACAGUGGUAGCUAUUUAUAUGGUCAAUUAUCGUGACACUGUAGAUGAAACGUGAAGAAAUGAUUGGUUGCGGCUGGUGGUUGAUUGAUGGCAUUACCGGUGUACUUGCUGGAGAUAAUCCUGGUAAAGGCGUUCAUUUCCUUUAGCAUGUCAGCUCCAGUUACAGAGUAAAGCAUGUUCGGAAGACCGAUUUGCUAAUUAAAUGUUGAAGUAUGAAAUCUUGAGAUGGAUCUCUCCUUGCUCAGAUGGACAAAACAGGAAGUCAUGCAUAUCAAGGCUCAUAGAGACAAAAUCUACAAGCAGCAUUUUAUGAUUCUACUCGAGUCACAGCCGUGCUAGGUGAUACACGUUGGUUCGUUCUUCUUAGCUUGGCACUAAAACUUUGCUCAUUAUGCAGUUUAUAUAUACAAUUUUGAGAGAAAUUUACAUAAUGCAAUUUUUACCAGACACUGAUUAUAUUUCUUGUUGUAGAUAGAUUGAAGGAGGAAUGUGAGGUUACUUGUGCAGGAAGGGUUGAAAUUAGGUCAUGUAUAUGAUUAUUUCAAGUAUGACUGGCCAGAUUUUUUUC